This is a messenger RNA of Odontomachus brunneus, 14139 nucleotides long. RefSeq lists its product as uncharacterized. The record is from RefSeq and is a predicted model, not a curated record. Gene Ontology annotation, cellular component: intracellular membrane-bounded organelle; membrane. Gene Ontology annotation, molecular function: lipid carrier activity; ATP binding; ABC-type transporter activity. The transcript has 50 exons. NCBI's taxonomy places the organism in Eukaryota, Metazoa, Arthropoda, Insecta, Hymenoptera, Formicidae. Gene Ontology annotation, biological process: transmembrane transport; lipid transport. The coding region runs from base 881 to 13123 and encodes 4080 amino acids.
CUCCGCCAACAUCGGGUGAUACCAUCAGUCAGCGAUUAACGCGACCAUUAAAGUUAAAGGGAAUCCCUGUCUUUCGAAACCUCCACGACAUUUCGCGCGGCGCGGCGCGAUCGAUCGAUCGAUCGACCGGUUUCCGGGUCGAGAUAUGAUUAGUGAGUGCGCGCGCUCAGCCGAUUACGCGCUCGUAUACAUUGGCUAUGCAUCGCCGCAGCCACGCACACUACAGACGGGAUAGUGUGUAGCACCUCGAAGGUCCACGUGGUCAUGGAUCACAGUGGUGGCAACAGUCGUGCCCCGGCCGUCGUUCAAGUGUGCAAGAACGCCGGCCUCCGUCAUCUCCGCCGUUCGUUGUCGAGAGAGAAGAGCAGUUGCGAAAGAAACACGAAACAAGAAGACGUAGAGAAGGAGAAAGAGGAGGAGGAAGAACAGGAGUAAGAAGAGGAAGAGAAGGAGGAGGAGGAAGCUGAAGAAGAAGAAGAGAGCAAGUCGGGACAAGCUCGCUUUCGUUUACGUUUCGCGCGCUGACCGCAACCGGCGAUUCCACGCUCAAGUAGAACCGCGUGCAUGUCCUGAUCGCGUCUUCGCCACGGCUUCGUUCUCAGGUGUGCUCUGCGGAGUACGCGAUGUGCACUGAGAAGGUCCGCGAGGAUCGCGGAAUCGAUCGCUGAUCGUUGUGCGACUCUUAACGCUGCUUUCUGUGACGCACAAAUUGCGACGUUGCGUGCGCUCCACGCGUCUCGAUAAGAACAGGCCGACGCGCUUACUCAGCUUCGCACACAUACGGACUAUAUUCGGAGCAACGAGGAAGAGUGUAUCAGUUGUAUCGGGUUCCAAACCCAGGAGAUUUCGCAGUGUCGUGUAAUUCACUAUUUUCGUGAACAUGUGGGUGGAUCAGCUUGGGCUUCUUCUUUGGAAGAAUUAUAUUGUGCGGAAGCGACAGCCGGGGAUUCUGGCCUUGGUUUUUCUCUGGCCAGUAGCGGUCUUCAUGCUUCUCUACACACUACGCGAUAAUGUCGAUCCGGAGUAUAAUCCAACGUGUCAGUUUCCCGCAAGGUCGAUGCCGCAAGAUGGACUUUUGCCUUUCGUGCAGAGUUACAUAUGUAGCUUCGGUAAUCUUUGCGAUCCGCUGUCGGAGUACGAGGAAGUGCCUGCAUACAGGAACGCCACUUUAGGCCCUUUAGUGUUGGAACUGCAGCCGAUGCUUAAUAACAUGACAAUCAUUUCCGCCGUGGAGACGUUGCCGCAAAGUAUUCAGCUGUUGAAGUCGAUGGCGCAGAUUCUCACCAAGCCGGAAAUCAAGGCGUUUUUCGACAGGGGAAUCCUUUUGGGCGACCUGUUCAAUAAUCACGAGCAAAUUAAGGAUUUAUUGAAAUCUCAAAUGCCGGAAGCGAGAGAGGGAUUGGUUGAUGGUUUGUUCGAGUCAUCUGUAAAAUUAUUAUACUUGAUCCAAACGUUCGGCUCGUCUAACAUUGACACCGUCGUCUGCUCGGCGGAGAGCUUGAAGAAAUAUUUGAUCGUACCUAAAGAAGAGGAUUAUGUGGAAAUUUCGAAUGUCCUGUGCAAUAUUGAUGCGAAGGCGAUUCCCGAUAUUCUGGAGAAUCUCUCGAAGCAUCUAGACUUCACCGGUUUGUUGGCGAUGGUGGACCGUGUGAUGGCGAAAUUUCGCCAUUACAAUUUCUUUCAGGACCUGAAGCGGACGUCGGAAAUCAUCUUGGAUCUGAAGACGACCAAGAAGUACGCACCCGACUAUCUGAGGCUGCGCAAGUGGUUACCAAGCAUGAUCUUGGUAAUGGAAAAUGUUACCUUCAAGGAAAUCGACCUCGACUUCAUUAACAAAGCCCUAGUUAUUUUGGAUCCGCUGUUUGUGCAAGAACGAGAAUGGCCCGUUGCCCGAGGUGGGCUUUUAAAAUUAAACAGACUCCUGAAAAUACUGAAGGAAGUUCUAAAGCACGGGAAACUUAAUUCCACGGAUGAUUUCUUCAGCGUGAUGGAUCGUUUGGCAGGAAGGAUAUCGGCUUUCUCCUCGAAUGCGGAUAAUUACGAGAAUAUCACGAAGAUAUUGGAUCUAUCCUUCAUGAUCUUGCAGGACGGCAUCAAACUCACCAACAGGCUGUUGGAUCGUCACGUCAAUGACUUCGAGUUGGCCGCUGAAGUUUUAGACGGACUCAAAAACUACUUUCAUGAGAACAUAGUGAAUUCAAUGUCGUACCUCGUGUCGCUGAUGGAUAACAUCGUGCAAAUGACUCAUCACGUUGCAGUUCUCCACAGAGAUACUCUGAGGAAAUUGUACGAGGUCUCUAAGAAACAUCAGGAUUUGGUCCAAAAGAUCUUGACGAAUGUAGAUCCUGACGUAUAUAGGGCGAUCAUCCAUUCCUUCUCCCGGUUGGAUCUCUUAGAGCGUCUAGCGGACGAUCUGAGGGCAGCGAAAGCUAAGGAAAUAUUCUGUCAGAGGAAAGUAAUAAACGAAGUGUUCGACAAUUCCGUCGAGCUUAAGAACAAAUCCGAUGAAAUUGAGAAAUUAUUGUGCAGCAAUUCCGGAAAAGAAUUCAUUACUGACGUCUAUGAGAGCUUCGAGUUUGACAAAUUCAAGACAAUCGUGUCCAAAACUCUGUCGACUUUGAUCAGCAUGGCGUUCAAGCAAACAGUCAGGGUCCAACAUGCAAACUUAACGUCCGUCGUGAAGCACGUCAAAGAGUUCGUAGCAUAUCUGGACGCGCAGAACGUCCGCAGGGUAAAAUACUUGGACUGGAGCGUUUUCCAAAUCAGCGAUGACUGGACGAAAACUUUCGAGGAGACGCAAUAUCAAGGCAGGAAAGAUAUUUUGGCAAUUCAUCUGAGCAUAGCGAAGAUGGUGGGCAUUCGCAGUAUAUCUUAUGGGACCAUUAAACCGGACCUGGAAAACAUGGACAUAUUGGCCGAAGUGAUUUUGCAUGGCCUACAGGUUAAUCCCAAUAACUGGAUCGCGGAGGUACGCCAACACAAGAGCGAGCUCAUGAAGUCGUUCUACCUCACCGUGACAGACAGACAGAAGACGCUAGAGAUCCUGACGUAUUCGAAUUUCACGAGGAUCUACUGCGUGGAUUCGAGUCCGCCGGCUUUGCUGAACUUUCCCAAAGAAUCCAACGCUAAGCUCCUCAGGGAGCUGGUGUGCUACCUAUCGAAAUCGGUGCAAGCGGGUCUGGAAGUAAACGUGACCAGCAUCGAUAUCGAGGAAGCCACCGCCCACAGGAAGCGGGAAUUUAAUUGGACGGCUUUCAACGAGAAGACGAUCGAGAUUUACCAGUACAUCGACACGAUGGUGCAUCAAGAGGUUCAGCCGGAUGACUUGAAGAGGAUCCAGGAAUUGAAGCGGGACUUCGAAACUUCGUGGACGACGAACGUGACGGCGAAGGACACGUGGGAGAUCAGCGUAGGUUUAAUCUGCAAGCUCUUUAGCGUGAUGGAGAGCCCGGUGUUUGGGAUACAGACCAAACAACAUUGGAAGGACAUUUAUAGUGUCGCGUGGGCGAUCUCGGUGAUCUUCGACAAGAUCGAGAAGAUAACGGACGAUAUUCGGCAAAACCAGAACGUGGCUAACCUCACCAAUGUGCUGCAGGACAUGCCGCAGACCGAGAUACUCGUCAGCUCAUUCCUGAGAAAUUUACCCCCGAUCAUUCUCGAUGUGGUCGACAUGAUCACGCUGAAGCCGGUGGCUCUCAUAUCGGUUAUCGACGAAUACAAACUGCGCGAGCAGAUGUGGCCUUGCGUCCUGAACGAGAGCAUCGGCGUCGCUAUAGAGCUGAGGAAAGAAAGUCGCGAAGUCGUGCGAGAGAUCGAGAAUAUCGCUUGCAGUCCGUCACUCUUUAUCAAGGAGUGGACGGAUCAACCGUUAAUAGCGAAUGUUCGAAAACAGCUCGACCGUGAAAAGAACGUGAGCGUCCUGCCGUUCAACUGGACGAUGGGCUACAGGAAUUUCCGGCAAGUGGUGAAGAAGCUCGACAACCUGAUCAACGACGCCAAGGAAGUCGUCUUGGCGGAACAACCGAACAUGAAGAAGUACAUGAAGACAAUCGUGAAUGAAGCGAAUAAAAUCAUCGACGAAAGAUUGCCGAAUAUGAUGAGCGAUUGGAAGAAUACUCUGGAUCAUGUCGACAUGGAGAUCGACAAGGCGGUCAAAGCAUUCAGAAGCGAUCUGUCCGCAAGCACAAUUUGGAAGCCGACAGUCGAUGAUAUCGAUCGCGUUCUCAUUCUUCUCAAGUAUGUUUCCAACUUCGUUCACAAAGGUGUACGAAUCGCGGCCAACAUACUGAAUGAAGGCACAGGAAAGAUCAGUUUGUUAUCCUUGUUGGGAUUCGACAGCACAACUGCCGUCGCCAUCUUCCACGAUCAGCUGCCUUAUAUUUUGUCGACGCUGUUGAACGGAAUAUCCGAUCCCGUAAUCAAUGAACAAAUUGUCAAUACGCUGAAGAACAACACCGCGAUUACGUGCUCAAUGAUGUUUAACUGGCUGUCGGAGGAUAGAGUUGGCUUAAGCACCACGGACUACAGGACUUUGAAGAAUUUUACCUGCGAUCUCGAUCCUGAGAAUUUCAACGCGUACACUGACUUCUACAUGGCGGAAGUGAUGAUCUGGGAGAAGCCCGCUAGCAAGUACCGAUCUCACUUAGUCACAAUGAUCGGCGACUUGUACGAUCUCGUGAAAGCCAUCAGUCUCGUGAUCAAAAACAACAUAAUCAUUGAGCCGCCCUUCUCGAAGAGAUACUUGAACGAUAUGUUGCUUAAACUAAAGGAGACUCUGGAGAUUCGACAUCCUAGAGGCACUUUUGAAAAGGAGUUAAAACCGGGUCAGGGAUGGUCCAAUUACGUAUUACUGGUGGAGGGUGUGUCGGAGACUCUGUUGCACAUUAACGAUGCGCUGAAGAGUGCGAAGAUACACAACCGCGGCAUUGAGACCUGGGAAUUGACGGAAAACGGCGACACACGGCAGAUACUGAAAAUUCUGGAAGCUCAUCCUGAAGAGACUAUCGCGCUAAUUGCCACUAUCAGCACGUUCAACUACACCACGGGCAAGUUAUUGCCAUUCAAAGAUUUCAGAAGAUCUAUGUGCACUUCUCGUUUCGGUUCUGCUUACUGGUCCGAACCCCGCAGGUUGCAUUUUCUACAAGAAGUGUGCUCCUUCGAUCCUUAUCAGCUAUUGAAGACUGCCACGAGCGAUGAAUAUUACAAUGUUGUCACUGGACGAACGAAUGCCUUCGUGAAAUCGACACCACUGACCAUGUCGUUAUUAAAAUUGCUGGACACCGUGUGGAAUCUGACCAGUACGUCGCCAGGGCUGAGUCUCAAGUCGCACAUUUUCAAUGUGACGACGUGGCAGAAUCUAUCCAACGACACGUGGGCCUUAAUCCUGAAGUCCGAGAAAUCCUGGAUACACGAAUACCAGAACUCUUCGUGGUACAGAUUCAAUAUGAUGUUGCAUGGCACCGAUUACCACGUGGACGCCGGCAGACUGUUUCAACUACUAGAAUCCGUGAUCGAUCUCGCUUCCGGCGGAGACAUUUGGCAAAAGCUUCGCGUCAUACAUGAGAGCUCAAAAAUGAAGCCGCUACUGAACCUUGUGGAGGACAUGCCUAGUCUCCUGAUCACCGCCGUCGAGACCCUCGUUUCGUCCGAGCGACUGGACGAUUUCUUGCAGAGAAUGUUAGGCGGCCAGCUGCAUCCUUGCGACGUCGAUCGAUAUCUAAUUCCACCGAACUAUAUAAGAAGAAAGGGUAUAUUGUCUAGCAUCACAAACUUCUGCCAGAAAAUCGUCAUGAGCGGCAAGCAUUUGACGUGGACAGAUAUUCUGCCAUUCGAAGAAAACUAUAAUAAUAGCCACUUUGUGCCUAACACGCCCGGCUCGGGAGCUUCGGAAUCAGCAAACGAAAUGCAGUUGCUGCAGAAGUUGCAAGGAUUCCAGACGACUUUAAUUCGCGUCUUGUCGGAAGGUUACAAGCAGCCGAAAAUUCCUACAUGGUGGACGUCUUUCGAGGAGGGCACUUAUAAGGAUUUCGAAGCGCAAUAUAAAAAGAAGGACGCGAGAGCUUUAGCGCAUUUGAUAGUGAAGAAAAUAAUGUCGCAACUAGAGAAUGUUUUUAAAAGGCAUGUUAAUAACAAAAAUUGCACGUGGUGCGUCACCCUUCCGAUGGAGAUUUUAAACUCGCAGUUGUCGCAAUAUGGUCGCUACUCCGAGCUUCUCUGUCAAAUGGAUCGACUGAAUAUAUCAAUGAUACGUAACGUUUUGACGAAUGACUUCAAUUGGAAUAAAACGGCCAACAUGAUCAAGGACUACAAAUAUCUGAAAAAGAGUAGGACGCUAAAUGAGUUCUUAGGUACGCUCGAAAAUACUCUGCACUACGUCGCCAACAUUAUUAUUGAUUUCCAAAAUGAUACGUAUCACGAAAAAAUAACCAACUGUUUCAACAAGUUCAUCGGCAGUUCCAAAUAUUCUCGACCAGGCUUGUACGUCAUGUUCCUGCUGAGCUUACUGGAUAUGUUGGAAAAUAACGUUUUUCUCUUGGACUCGUUGCCAUAUCAUGAGCAAAUCAACGACUUGACGAGGUUGGCCGAGAACCACGUGCCGAUUUGGAUACCAUUGCGCGACGUGGUGAAGCAGUCUGACCUCGCUGAUGUCGACGCCUUGUUACCGAACGCCACCAUCAACGUGAACGCGUUCUUGAACAACGCGAAAACGACUCUGUGCCACACGAGAAAAGACUGCCGGAACGCGAGCGUGUUGUACGAUUUUCUCAGCUCAAAGAAAGCGGGCAAGGUUUUACGUUACGAUCCGAAGGCGGCCAACUACCCGUCGGUAGCCGAUAUUUCGAGCCGGUUGGCUCUCAGCCUGGAUGUGGAUCUCAUAAAUCGGCAGCAGCCAUAUUGGCGCACGCAGGCCUCCUGGGAACUCACCUGGUUGCAGGAAAUCCUGCAUCAUCUAUCCAUGAUCCUCGGAGAAACCGGGAAUCUGCUGGACGUCGCCAGUAAGAUAGAUUUCGGAGACGUUUCCAAUGUUCUCGGAGUCCCCGACCUCGCCGAUGGUAUAAUCAACAUAUUGAACGAUAAGACAGUCGAUAAGCUGUUUGACGCGAUGGAGGAACUCCUCGAUGACGUGGAGCCGCUCGUGCAGGAUCAGGAAGUAAUCAGUGAUAUGCAUACCAUGUUUACGACAUUGAAAUCGAUGGAGAUUUUCAAGAACUUAGGGCUGCUGGAUAUAAAAUACGUUGUCAGGGAGAUGUUUGACAAUUGGGACGUGGUGAGGAUGUUUUUGAUCAACAAUAUUAACAUUACCAAUGAUGUUCUUCUCACGUUGUCUCAAGCCAAGAUAGAUAUGCUCUCGGUCUUUAUGAGAGAGCGCGGCAUCAUCAGCUUGAAAGACACCAUUUGUUCAGCAGAGAAACUUGGCGAUAUGUUGUAUUUCAAUAACGGCCUCGUGACUGCCGAUGAAGUUAGCUCCGCGCUUUGUCAAUUGAACGACUCGCAAACGCAGAACAUCAUCAUCACGUUACUCAAGAACAUAAACUUCGACUACGUCUUCAAAAAUUUAAUGAUCGCUAACGUGAAGAACAUAUUAGCCAAUGCGAAUUUAACCGAAACUGAAGGAAAAGUUGUACUGGAUAAUCUCGGCGUUGCCGCAGAAUUAUUCCCGUUUUUCAAAGACAAACUGGCGGCGAGUCUUUCCUCCAGAGUGGAGAUAGAAGAGAAUAACGAUGAAGAAACUGAGGGAACAAUGUCCAAUUCGCAAUUUUUGAAAGACGCCAGUGAUAUGCUUUGCGGUAAGCCACUGAUGCUACAAGACAACAACGGACAAAUUUACAAAAUCGUCUCCAACUUGAAGGACAGCAAUAAAGCAAGCGAUCAGGAGGAACUCAAUUCCCUGCCAAACGACUUCUGCAAACAGACUUAUAAAGAUGUGAUCGCUAUGCCCGGCGGCAAGAUUGUCUGGUCGUACGUUAAGCCUCUGUUACGUGGUCAGAUUCUUUAUGCGCCUAACACUCUUGUGAUCUCCGAAGUAAUGGCGUUAACGAACGAGACCUUUGUACAGAUGGAUCACUUUAGCAUGUUGGUAAAUAGUUUGGAGAAGACUCUUAAAUCUUUGGCUAGUCUGUCAGAGAUGGGCGACAGUUUGAAAGACUUACAAAGUAUCUUAACCUCCGACGUGAUGAAGGUCGCAGUCAAGUCGAUGGGAGGCAAUAUCGAAGCUGACUUUUCGGAGUUGAAUCUUAGCGAGAUCGCGUGGCGGUUGAAGAGAUCGAAGAAGAUGAUUUCAAUGGUUGGCAUGUUGAACGACAUGAUGGGCUGCGUGCUGGUGAACAGGACGAUAGGAUUCUCCACGGAAGAGGAACUGGAAGCAGCAGCCAGCCGCUUGACCAACACCAACGAGUUCUUGGCAGGAGUGGUCUUCCUGGACGAUUCCUCGACGCGUUCGAAAAGAUCCCUGGAUCACGAGUUACCCGAUAAUAUCACCUAUAAGAUUCGUAUGGACGUAGACUAUGUGCCGUCCACCACGCGACUAAAGAAUCAAUUUUGGAUUCCCGGCCCAGAGAGCAGUUUCCUCGAACACCUCAGAUAUCUCCGUGGUUUCAUACAACUUCAAGAUUCCGUCGAUCGCGCGAUCAUCAAGGUAAAAAGUCGAAGGGAUCUGAAUUGGAGGACGCUCACGCAACAGAUGCCGUAUCCUUGCUGGAAAUUCACACCUUUCCAAUCAACGCUCUACGAGUCUCAGGGGAUGCAGGUGUGCUUUUACUUCGCAUUAAUGAUAUGCGUCGGAGCGGCCGUCCGACAUAUUGUUUGGGAGAGGGAAUCGCAAAAUGCUAUGGUGAUGAGCGUGAUGGGAUUGAAGCCAUGGCGAAACACUCUGGCUUGGUUCAUCACUUCUUACGUCGAGCUGUCGAUCGUGAUGCUGUCGAUAGCUACAAUUUUACUAGCCGGGAAGAUUCUGCCGCGAGCGAAUCCUCUGCUGGUACUAGUCUUACUUUUCGACUAUAUUUUCUCGGUAGUGACUUUCUGCUACAUGAUCUCGGCGAUGUUCAGUUCCGCCAGCCUCGCCGCGGUUACCACGGUUGUCAUGUUCCUGUUAACUUAUAUGCCGUACGUCAUUGUUAUCGCCAUGGAGGCCGUAUUCGGACUUGGUUAUAAACUUUUAAUCUGCCUGAGCAUGUCCACCAGCUUCUGUUACGGAUGCUUGUACGUCGUACGGAAGGAAGUUCAAGGCACUGGUAUCUCCUGGGCAAACGUCUGGGAAGAGUCGAGUCCUGGUGAUCCGAUGUCCUUGGGACUAGUGCUGCUGACCAUCGCGUUCGAUGGAUGCUUGUACGCCGUGAUCGGCUAUUUCAUCACCAGAUACACCAAUUCAGGCAGGUGCUUUCACGGUUUGAGGUCCCGUAGCUUGUGGUGGGCCAACACACGUUCUCUCUAUGGCAGACCGAGCUACCUCGCAUUCGUCAACAACCUCUAUUUCACUAACGACGUUCUCCAUCCUUCAGCCGCUUACCAAGACGACGAGAGCGAUAUCAGCAGUUUGACGGUCACCGAGAAGCAGAUCGGCGUGAAGUUCGAGAGCGUCAAGAAAGUUUACCACUCCAAGCAAGGUGACGUGAUCGCGGUGGACGACUUCACCUUGAAGCUUUGUGAGGGCGAAGUGACAAGUCUACUCGGCAGAAACGGCGCAGGAAAGACCACCAUUAUCAAAAUGCUCACGGGAAUGGUGGCACCGACCGACGGCGAAAUUUGCCUAAAUGGCGAGGAGGGUUGUAAGCCCGACAUAGGGGUGUGUCCUCAAGACAACGUACUCAUCGGCACCCUGACGCCGAGGGAGCAUAUGAUCUUCUACUGGAAACUUAAGAGACCUACCCAUAGCGCCAACAUGGAGAAGCAUGUUAACGACAUGCUGGCGUCCUUGGAGCUCGGACGUCAAGAGCUCGAGCCUGUGUCACGCUUGUCGGGCGGUACGCGACGUCGACUGUGUGUCGCUCUGGCUUUCCUCGGUUCGCCACGACUGGUCAUCUUAGAUGAGCCCGGCGCCGGUGUGGAUCCUGCGGCUAGACGGAGGAUCUGGCGGUUGAUCGACCAACAUAGAAUCGGCAGGACCGUGUUGCUAUCGACUCACCACUUGGACGAAGCCGACAUGCUGAGCGACACCGUGGUGGUGAUGCACAAAGGCAAGAUCUUGUGCACCGGCUCGCCACUGUCCCUGAAGAUGAUGCACGGCAAGGGAUACCGAAUGAACGUUUCAUUUUCGGCCGACCAGAACGUGGAUAUGAGCGACAAGAAACACCUGAAGGCCCUCCGCGCCGUCGUCGAGGAGAUCGUACCGAACGCCACGAUGAACGAGGUCUCCGAGUCAGAAUUGAUCAUCACGCUGCCUUUCCAGGGGAAAAAUGGCAUGAAUAAUGACAUCGCGCAAACGGCGAAGGCUCUGGAGGACAACCGUAAGCUGCUGGGAUUCUCACACUUCUCAUUGGAAUGCGACACUCUGGAGAGAGUCUUCUUGGAUCUGUGCGCGCGAGCAGACAACGGGCCGAGCGUUAUCAGGGCGAGUCAGGACAGCGUCGCUACUCUAGAGAGUCACAUCGAAAUGUCCGCACCGGACGACGACGUCGAUCUGAUCACCACGGAGAUGUUGUCAAAGCCCUCACCAAUCCGGCAAAUGAGAGCCAUCAUAAAGAAGAGACUGUGGCAUUUCGCGAGGGACUGGAGAGCGCCGUUGGCCGCGCUUAUUUUGCCGACCAUGUUCGUCGCAGUCGCCAUGGGAUUCUCGCUGAUACGACCACCGUCCGAGAACGAGCCACCUCUGGUUCUGACUCCCAAACUUUACAAUACUCACCCGACCUACUUUUACAGUAUUGACGGGGGUAACGAUCCGUUCUUGCAACACGUGUCUCUACAGCUGCACGACCGUUUCGGAGAUGAUUACGCUGGCGCGUGGCAAACUCUACCUAACGAUACCGGCACCUGCGAAUGCAUAGAUGGUCAGCAAAGCUGCCGCGGUGUUUCCAAAGCCGUCGAAGGUCUUCUUCAAACCUUGCCUGGUCGACCUACUCUGGACUGGAUCGUCUCGACGCAUCAGGAAUACAUAGAGAAACGAUACGGCGGUUGGUCUUUGUCGCACUACAAGAAGGAUCCUCUCUUCGUCGUUUGGUAUAAUAACAAGGGUCAUCACUCGAUGCCGGCGUAUUUAAACGCUCUGAACGAGGCAAUCUUCCGUGCAUCCGGGAUACAAGGGCACUUAACCACACUCAAUCAUCCCUUGAAGCUGUCGAGGGAUCAACUAAAUCGAACAUCUCUAUUGCAACACGUGGCGGACGUCGGUGUGGCGUUGGUGCUUUUGAUAGCUUUCAGUCUGGUUGGAGCUCAGGGGACGAAGGAGUUAGUCAGAGAACGAUUAUCGGAAGAAAAGAGGAUACUCUAUCUGGCCGGAGUUCAUCCUAUCACGUACUGGGCGACGGUUUUAAUUUGGGAUUUCAUCGUGUUUGGUUGUGCCAUUUGUCUGGCGGUCAUCGUAUUUGAAAUCUUCGGCCUGUCAGCUUACGUCGCGAAAGAUAACCUCUCCGGUAUCUGUCUGCUAUUAGCUUUAUUUGGAUGGGCGGCAAUACCAUUUUCGCACGUCGCCGAGAAGGCGUUCGACGACUCGAGCCUGUCCAACAUGGUGCUCUUCUGCGUGAACACCUUCAUCGGCGUGGCUUCCUUGGCGACUAUUCUCGUACUCGACAUCGUCGGUAAGACCAAAACCGCCGAAGACGUGAGAAACAUUCUGCAUUACAUCCUCAUGGUCUUCCCGCAAUACACUCUCGGCGACGCGUUGAUCGAGAUAUCGAGGAACGACAUCACCGCCGAACUGUUGGAAAGAUUCAACAUGGACACGUAUCAAUCACCGCUCAGCUGGAAUUUUCUCGGCACCCACUACGUCUUUCUAAUCGUGAUCGGUGGGAUCUUGUUCGUGCUGAAUCUGGUGAUCGAGUGCCGGAUGUAUCCCUACAUGAGGAAACAGAAGAUCAGUUACGAGGUCGUCCAGGAAGACGAAGACGUUGCCAGGGAGAGACUGAGGGUCGAGGCCGGCAUGGUCGACGACACCCUGAAAACCCUGAAGCUGCGGAAGGAAUACAGGAGCGUGUACGGGACGAAUGUCGCGGUACAAAAUUUAAGUUUCGGCGUGCAGGCCGGCAAGUGUUUCGGUCUCCUGGGAGUGAACGGCGCGGGAAAAAGCACGACGUUCAAGAUGCUGACGACGGAGAUCAUUCCUACGGCCGGCAAGAUCGCUCUGCGGGGAAAAGAGAUUGGUACCGGACCCUUGUGCAACGGCGAGGUUGGCUAUUGCCCUCAGAGCGACGCUCUGGAUGGAUUCCUCACUCCUCAUCAAUGUUUGACGAUCCACGCCGAAGUUUGCGGCUUGAGUAACGUUCCUAAGGCCGUCGAGUCGAUGCUGAAGAGAUUCGAUUUGCUCAAGUAUGCUCAUCGGAGAGUUGACAAUCUCAGCGGCGGUAACAGAAGGAAGCUGUGCGCCGCUAUUAGUGUCAUGGCACCUGUAGCAGUGGUGCUUAUGGAUGAGCCUACAAGUGGAAUGGACCCCGCCACGAAAAGUCUUGUGGCCCGAGCCGUGAGGCAAGUGACGAGAAAUCAAGGAUGUGUCAUACUGACGUCGCACAGUGUCGCCGAAUGCGAGGACCUGUGCAACCAAGUUGGUAUUCUCGCCCGGGCCGGUCUCAGGUGUAUCGGAACGCCGCAGCAUUUGAAGCACAAAUUCGGCGAGGGAUACGUCGCCUUCCUGCGGUUCAGCCAACCCGUUGCUGCCGCGGAUCUUAGGAGAGCCAUCCUGAAAUAUCUGCCACAGGCGAUGAUCUCUUCGAGGCAGGCUACGGCUGCUCGACUUUUGCUACCACGGAGCCAGGACAUGGCGCUCAGCGUGAGCUUCAACAUGCUGAAGCUCUUGGCCGAGGAGCUUAAGACCACCGACUACACACUCACACAGAGCUCGCUAGACCAGGUUCUGGUGAAUUUCUCGGAGGAGCUUGACGACGAGACCGUCGACGUGACUGUGUUCGGUCAAACCAGCAGGAACAGCAUGCCCAACAUGUACACCAGCAUGGACACCAUCCACAUGGACACAUUUUGAGCGCGCCGUUGAGGCCAGGCAGCCCUCCGCUGGAGGAUCGGAGGUGCAAUUGGAAUUAGCUUAAGUUUUAUAUCCUCGGCAAAGCCUCUCCUCCUCAUUCGUGCUCUUACGAUGCGCGUACGAGCGCGCGGCGAUUUUCGUGGCAAUUGCUGUGAUAGUUUGCCUUUUCGUUCGAUGCCACGACAAAACGUGCAAUAUGAGCUUAAACAGGAGAAAUGAGAAAGAGAGGAUGCGCUUUGCGAUCCUGACACGGCUUUCUCGAGGAGACUUUAGAUAUUUACUCGCUCGUUGGCGAGACAAAUUUAGAUUCGGAUUUCGAGUUCCUGAGAGGAGCAAAUUUUAGAAAUGCGCACUGAGACGCAAAAUGCUAUUCGACGCGGAUCAGAUCUGUAAAUACCUCCGCAAUGACUCUAAUUUAGUAAGGAUUUCCGAGAGUUAUUGGUUAUGCGUAGCAGAAUCUUAUUUCGGUUAGUUCGUACGGUUUUUAGAAUUGCGGAAUUAAGGGGGAUACGUAUGUACUUUUUAAGCUCAUUUUGAAGUGAUACAGGACGAAUGCGAUGUUCGCUUCCUUCAGCCGAGUGAGUCUGUGAUCAAAACAAAUGUACGAGCAAUUCAGAGCGAUAUCCUCACCACAGACUUUCGAACGAGAAGAAUAUCCCGCAGGGAUAACCAGAGCGGGAAAUCGAAGUUCUCAAUUUGCCACAGACAACUACUCGACUAUCAAUCAAGAUUCUGUUCACUGUUAUUCUCUCGCUCGACUGCUAAAUAUCUGGUAGGUGUCUCUCGUUGCCUACGUUAAAAUCAAGACAUUUCGUACGUAUGUAUGCGUGUGUGUCGAUAUACGAUUACAUAUAUUACGAUUAUCUAUAAUAUGUAUAGUAUACGAUUACGUAUAAUGUAUCGGUGAAUAUAUUGUAAUUAGAUUAAAAUUAUAUCGGAGAAGCAAUUGUGAGCGCCAAAUGCGCGCGUCUCAUUAAGGAAUUGAUAAAAUACAACCUUUUUCAUUUAGCUAAGAA